Molecule: messenger RNA, 2054 nt
Organism: Coregonus clupeaformis (lake whitefish)
Lineage: Eukaryota; Metazoa; Chordata; Actinopteri; Salmoniformes; Salmonidae
Product: dnaJ homolog subfamily B member 2-like
Exons: 11
Coding region: 269-1840 (523 amino acids)
Molecular function (GO): Hsp70 protein binding
Source: RefSeq, a predicted model, not a curated record
GUAGAAGUAAGAGGGACUUCGGAGUUAUGGUGCGAGGCAGGCUACGGAGGAAUACGGGCAACUCAUAACGUUAAAUAUAUAAUAUCCUUUAGGUAUACCGAUAUUGUGUUAUUCCGUGGACCGGUGGACCCGCUUGUGUGCGCCUGUCACGAAGUGCAUUCCAGAAGCUCUACACAAUCAUUCAUUUCCAUUUUAAGAAGAGAGAGACGGAGACCGAAAGAAUUCGCUGGUACUCCUAAAAAGUUGCAGUGAGGUGAGUGAAGAAGACAUGGUGGAUUAUUAUGACAUUCUGGGAGUGUCAAGAAAUGCCUCUCCGGAGGACAUCAAGAAGGCCUACAGGAAGCAGGCUCUGAGAUGGCACCCGGACAAGAACCCAGACAACAAGGAGGAGGCAGAGGGGAAGUUUAAGGAGCUGGCUGAGGCCUACGAAGUUCUGUCAGACCGAAGCAAGCGAGAGGUGUAUGAUACCUAUGGUGAAGACAGAAUGCCCAACAACGCAGGCUCCAGUAGACAUCCCGCUCCGGAAGAUUUCCCAGGGUUCACCUUCACAUUCCGCAGUCCAGAGGAAGUGUUUCGGGAAUUCUUCGGAGGCCAGGAUCCUUUCGCCAAUUUCUUCGAUGACUUUGCGUUCGGAAGAGGGAUGCAGAGUGGCUUCCAUGGACAUCCUGGUGCUUCCAGGCUCGGCCCCAGCCGAUUCUUCUCCUUCCCCUCGGCUGGAGUGCAUGACUUCACCUCUUUCUCGUCCUCCAUGGGAGGAAUGGAUGGGGUGAACAGCAUGGGAGGAGGGAUGGGGAAUUUCAAGUCUGUCUCCACUUCUACGCGCGUCAUCAAUGGCAAACGCACUACCACCAAGAAGAUCAAAGAAAACGGUCAGGAGAGAACAGAGAUCGAGGAAGACGGGGUCUUGAAGACAGUGCUCAUCAAUGGUGUGGAGGAUGAGUUGGCCUUGGCUCUGGAGCUCAGCAAGAGAGACCAGCUGCCCCCCAGCCAGCCCUCACACACACCCAGGCAACACCUCCAGAAGCAGGCAGAGAGGAUGGUACCAGUGGAGCUCCAGACCCAGACCCAUCCACACCGACCCAGCCCCGGCUCUGGCCAGCCCUCACACACACCCAGGCAACACCUCCAGAAGCAGGCAGAGGGGAUGGUACCAGUGGAGCUCCAGACCCAGACCCAUCCACACCGACCCAGCCCCGGCUCUGGCCAGCCCUCACACACACCCAGGCAACACCUCCAGAAGCAGGCAGAGAGGAUGGUACCAGUGGAGCUCCAGACCCAGACCCAUCCACACCGACCCAGCCCCGGCUCUGGCCAGCCCUCACACACACCCAGGCAACACCUCCAGAAGCAGGCAGAGGGGAUGGUACCAGUGGAGCUCCAGACCCAGACCCAUCCACACCGACCCAGCCCCGGCUCUGGCCAGCCCUCACACACACCCAGGCAACACCUCCAGAAGCAGGCAGAGGGGAUGGUACCAGUGGAGCUCCAGACCCAGACCCAUCCACACCGACCCAGCCCCGGCUCUGGCCAGCCCUCACACACACCCAGGCAACACCUCCAGAAGCAGGCAGAGGGGAUGGUACCAGUGGAGCUCCAGACCCAGACCCAUCCACACCGACCCAGCCCCGGCUCUGGCCCCCGGUCUAUGGCCCAGCGCUCCUUCAGCUCAGCCCCCUACUUCCACUGCCCUGACGUCCCCAGCGAGGAAGAGGAGGAGGAAGAUCUCCAGAUGGCCCUGGCCUACAGCCUGUCUGAGAUGGACUCCCAGCAGAGAGUGUCCGUCGCGGCUUCAGCAGCAGACGUCAUCUCAGACUCAGACUUCCAGGCCUUCACAGGCUGAUCUGAUUGGCCGUUGCCCAUCUGACCCCUGACCUCUGAGCCUGAGGUCAAAGGUCAAAUCUCCCAUGGUGCACCUUGUCUCUCAGCCCCGCCCCGCGACUUACUGUACCAGCUGAUCAACACUUUUCAAAGUUUUAUUUGAAAAAGAAAAUUAAACUGACAAAUACAAAUGUAUGUACUUCUAUGUGUGAGUGUGUAUACAGUAAUCCCUCGUU